AUGGGUGAAUCAUAUGCAUCCACCAAAUACAAAAGCUGCAAGAGAUGCCCCGGAGACAAGGAAGGAUGGAAUGCAGAGUAUUGUGCAGAAGAACGCAGACCUUCGAAUUGCAUUGCAGGUAUAAAAGAUGAAACAAAUGAUGCAGGAAAUACAAGAUCGCUGACAAGGAGAAAAAAGGGUAACAAAGCACUAGAAGAUUACUUAUAUCCAGGCACAUUCAGGAGUACACUAGUGAAAACGUCAGAAGAAUACAGUUUCCCAGAUAACUGGACCAACACUAAUUUCCAACUGAGGAUGAUGCAAGCAGGCGAAUCAUUUUUUAUCAUCACGGAUGAGGGUUUGACAUUAGAAUAUCUUUACGCUGAAAGUGUAUGGCUCUGGUUAAGACACGAUCAUUCGACGCCUAUGAGAGGUUCCCUAGGAAACUACAAUGGAAGUUUAUUUUUUGUUGACAUGUAUGGAACCUUGCUUAUCAGAGAAAGGAGCAGCAACGAGCUAGAGUGGAUAAACUGCACUGCAAUGAGGAAAGGAACGCAAGUUAUCGCAGGCCCUCCUUGGGAUGGUAUGCCGCGUAAAAUGGAAGUCACAGCAGAAGAUGCACUCUUCUUUGUGAGCAAAAUUGGAAGGCUAAUGCAGUUCACGGUUGCCCUCAGAAAGUUCGAAUGGAGAGAUUGCCGGAACCCUCCAGAAACCAAACUUGCAUGCAUAGUAGACCAAGAAAUGUUUAGGCAAAAUAUAGUGUGUGUUGUUGGAAGAAAUGGCAGGCCGUACCAGUAUAACAAAGUGACAGAGUUGUGGCAUGAGCAUCACCAAUCUCAGCAUUUGGUUCUAUCCAGGUUGCCCGGAACUGCCAUGAGGCCUUCGAUGUUUUCACUAACAGGUUCACUUUUCAUGCUUUCAGAAGACGGUCGCCUGGUUGAAUAUCACUGGAAUACAUCGGAUGGUUGGAACUAGGUGGAACAUGGCACUCCAUGCAAAGAUGUUACCUUGGUUGCUCCUCUC
Messenger RNA from Hibiscus syriacus, 1002 nucleotides. RefSeq lists its product as uncharacterized. The record is from RefSeq and is a predicted model, not a curated record. The coding region runs from base 1 to 954 and encodes 317 amino acids. The transcript is spliced from 3 exons. NCBI's taxonomy places the organism in Eukaryota, Viridiplantae, Streptophyta, Magnoliopsida, Malvales, Malvaceae.